AUGAGGCAAGCCAGGCAGAGCCCCGAGCCAGAAGCCGAUGGUGCCAAGGAGGAAGAGGAGGAGCACAAUGACGAUGACAUUUUUGAAGGUAAGUUCGCCCGCGAUGAAAAGCCACGCGAGGAUGCUUUGGCAGGGGUCGGCACGAAUAUCAAAGCCCUCCUGAAUGAAAAGUUCAACAAAGACCUCGUGCUGACGCUCCCGAAAGACCUGUCCGAGAGUGAUAUGAUGAUGUGGGUCCGCAUGUUGUCCAAGGAGUGCCUCUUCACUCUGGAGGAUGUGCAGGCAGCCGUGCAAAUGCCGGGCAAGCUCACGCAGAAUCUGAACUUGGGCAAGAGCUAUUACAACAAGAUGUCUGUGAAAGCCAAAUCGAUGCUGGAUUCUUGGAGCCAGGCCGUUGGGACGAGCAACGGCUCAAUGGCCGCGAUACACUGGCUACGGGAGAGGCUCAAGCAGCUCUCCGAGACUGAAGAUACUUCUGUGCGGGCGGAAUUGCUGUCGAAACUGCAGCAAAAGAUUACCAUUGUGGAUGUGCAUCUUCAAGAUGGAAAACCUAUCGGCGACCUCGAUGUCGACAAAGAUUCGUGGGAGGACGCCCUGUCGAAGCACCGAGCGCCAGCUGCAGAGCAGCUGGUGGCAUUUCGGCCGAGACUCUUUGAUCUGAUCCAGCGAGGACAGAGCAGGGAACAGAUGGUGCUGGAUGAUGCAAGCUCGGAGACGCCGAGCCCCGGGUGCGAUUACACCCCCACGGAGAUUGAGUACCUUAGAUUGGAGCAGCCCCAGCGAGGGGUCCUCCAAGUGCACAAGGUUUCAGCGGAAAACCAUUUGCAGGGCUACAGAUAUCUCUUCAGGGCAGAGGAGCUGUGGGCCAUGACCAAGCGAUCUCAACAUUUCACGAACUGGUGCACAAAAGUGCAAGACGGGCUCGGCCUCGACAUUGCCGAGGCUUGGCGAGUGGAUCCCAAUGUUCACUUAAUCAGGAAAGCCUCCUACAAGGGCUGUCUGAAGAUAUCCCGGGGUUGUGUGAGCCUGGAAACCUGGCGAAACUUCCUGGACUUCGCCGGCUUGCAACAGUGGCAAAGUUGCAAACUCCUGGCGAAGGAGGAGCAACGUGUUGAUACAGGCAUCCCUCUGGCAACUGCCACCUGGUUUAUUCUUCGGGUACAUCAUCAGGAGGUGAUUCAGGCCCUCGGCAACAUGGGGAUCAAGUCUGUGGCAAUACUCUGUGAUGCCUCGCCAAAAGCUAAGAUGGUUUGGCUUCCAGUCCUGGCUAUCCCCGGAUUGGUCUCGGUCGGGACUUUGCAGCGGCUCUCCACCCUCCUUCCUUCAAAUGCCUCGCCCGAAGAAAAGCUACAAGUGGCUGCAAUGGUUGCCGACUCCCGAAGCAGCACCCUCCUUUCUGAUUCCAAGAAAACUGAUCUGAAAAAGAAGUUGCCGAAGGCUUUGAACAACAUCCGAUCGGAACGGUUGAGCAGCCGGCAAGAACUCAAAGCCCUCGGGAACGUGCUCUCACACGUCAACAUCAGUUUGGACGACCUCUUCCCGACGCAGCCGCUGCUCCCAGCGAAAGAGACUGAAACCCGCGAGCUUUACAAGCUGAAAUCCGCCGCUAUGCCCUUUCUGUUCGACCGCGAGACCGGGGCGAGCCGAUGGGACGUCCCCAUACACACGGCCCACCUGCGAUUAGUGGUAUGCCCCGACCAAGGAGGACCGAUGUUUUGCUGCUAUCAGUAUCUGGCUCACCUCGGAGCCGCUGUCUCUUUGGUGAGAGACGAGCUGAAUGACUACUUUAUGUGGCUGGCUCUUCAGGGCCAGGAAGCCACGCCCGACGAUGUGCUCAUGGAAAUGUUCCAGCGGGACAUACUCAAAGAGAACUGUAUGGAGGAGACACCGGACCGGCAGCUGAACUUCACGAGGGUGAUGGAUAUCCUGGGCAAAACAUGCAAAUGGUGCUCCUGGGCCCACACCUCGAAAAGAUUUCAGAUGAGUGCGACUUUGCUCCUUAUCCUGUGGUCGGCUAUGGAGGUCGGCAAGAAUCCUUUCAAGAUCCUGGAGACUGAAGCCGCCGCCCCGCAGAACCAAAAGUCCUACGACAAAGUCGUCGAUCUUUGUGUCAAGGCACUCACGAAUGAGGAGAGCUUCGGGAUCUUCCGUGUGGCCCGCAAUGUGCUGGAGCCCUUCCGCGAGCUGUGUUUGGAACUUGUCCUGCGACUGAAGUUUCGAAGAUCUGCCACCUACGAAAGUAUUCUGAAAGAGGGUCUAGGGCUCUACCUUGCGACCGUGCACGAGCUGAUGCAGUACAGCUUGUAUUUGCGAAGCAGCCCGCACUGUGCAGCGGCUCUCGUAUCUACGAAAGAAGCAGACGAUGGCGAAACAAAGCAAAGCAUUCUGAACAAGAUGAAAGCAGAAUGGAAGGUUGUGCUUGCGAUGGAAUCAAAGCAGGCAUCGGCCGACGUUUUGGCAACGAGCUGCUACCACACGAGGUAUCAACAUUACCGGGAAACCAUGGGUUGCUUGGAAAUGCACGACUACAAGAUGACAACCGAAAGCAAGGAAAUUAUAUCUGCCUGGAACCCGGCUUUCUGCCAAAGCGCCUCCCUCGAGAGCAUGUUCGGAGAGAUGACUCAUGCAGUCAAGCAAGCUGGAAGAGCUGAUUGUGGAUCCCUCCCCAAUUUGCACGCUGUCUCAGUUCGCAGCUUGUACCGACGAGUAUGCAAGAAGGAGGGCAGCCCGAAUGCUUUGGAACUUUCGAAGGACGACUGGGUUGGUCCUCAAGCUGCAGGGAUCAAGCCAAAGGUGUUCUCGCCAACUUCGGCCCCGACUUGCUUCUUGCCAGCAUCAAUCAAACAUGUGUUUGGCGAUUGUGUUAUUGCGACAUCGAGACACAUUGUGUUUCAGUUCUCAGGCAAGAAUGUGCAGGCAGACGGAAUUCUGAAGAACUUCCCCAGCACCUCUGCCUUUUGCCACAAUCAGCUUAGCCUGAACACGAUGCAGGGGUUCAUGAAAGCCCAGGAGCCGCACGGAUGUUUCGCGGCGGGAAUGUUGUUCAAGCUCCAGAACACGUUCUACGUUUGCACCGGCAAGACGCCGGCAGUCCUGUAUGCUGUGCGAUUGAAGGAGCUCCCGUACAAGUUUGCCGGCCCUUUGCCGGAGCAGCAAAGCGAUGAGACGAGGGUUCCGUGCAGAAACAAGGAUGAUUGGUGGGACCCGCUGUUGCAAGGGCUGAACACGCCAGCCCUUACCCUCGACGUCGGCAGGGACUUGAUCCAGCAGCUCCGCUUUGAUUAUGAUGACGUUGUCUUCUACGGCUACACGUUGCAUGUGUGCGAGCGGGGCUUGGAGGACAAGUGCGGGUCAAGCCUCCUUUUUCGGAGGGGGUUCCAGGAGUUCAGCUUGCUGUGCUACCUCGUGCAAAGCCAAGAGAUCCUGCAGACCUCAACAGCAUCGCUGACUGAGCUUUUGCAGAAGAGCGAUGUGCAGAUGCCGAAGUCGACGACCAAGAAUCAGAAAAUCAGACGAUUGCUGUCGCUGGAAGCGGUCAAGCAGGCAUGUGGCGAGCAAAAGAUUCAGAGGCUUCUCGCGAAGCUGGACGAACAAGAUGAGAAGAGAAAGAAGAAAAAGGAGGAGGAGCCGCAACUGCCUGAGGGCGAGAUCGAGUGGGAGGAGCUCAACGAUGAUCCGGCUACCGCUGCCUGCAAAGAGCUUUUGUCCAGACUUGACGAAGAGGAGGAGCAGGAGGAUGCUGGUGAAAAGAGCGGGGAUGCCGAGCCGAAGCAGGGCAGCCCAGAGGAUGCCAAUCGAGCCUCGCGAGCCUUUCUUUCUUCAUCGACAGCUAGCCUGCCAGACGAGCUUCUGGCGGAAAUGCCGAUUCCCUGCGGGUGCGCCAUGCACCAAACUGUUCAUGUCGAUGCGACCCUUCCCCACUUCCAGGGCAGACUUUUGCACAAUGCAUGCUUCGAAGGAAAGUGA
Molecule: messenger RNA, 3966 nt
Organism: Symbiodinium sp. CCMP2592
Lineage: Eukaryota; Dinophyceae; Suessiales; Symbiodiniaceae
Source: the annotation of a GenBank genome assembly